Equus quagga is the source of this 2682-nucleotide messenger RNA. Its product is annotated as translation initiation factor IF-2. The record is from RefSeq and is a predicted model, not a curated record. Bases 1 to 1164 code for a protein of 387 amino acids. NCBI's taxonomy places the organism in Eukaryota, Metazoa, Chordata, Mammalia, Perissodactyla, Equidae. The transcript is spliced from 4 exons.
AUGCGCAGCUCCGGCGGCGCGGCCGCACCCCGCGCACGGGCGGACGCGUCCCGGAACCCUCAGCGCGGCCCGGCCCCGGCGGCCCGAGCCGGCCCCCAGCGCCGUCGAGCCGCCUCCGCCCUCUGCGCCCCUCCACGCAGGCUGCAGCGGCGACGGAGAGCGGGACGCGCGGCGCCGAGCCCCGAAAAUAACAACCUGCCGCCGCGGUCCCUGCCCCGGCUUUUCCCGCGUUACAUUUCGCGCCUGGGCGGAGCCAGUCACCGCGAGGCCCCUGCCCGCUGGCCGCGGCGGCGAGUGACAGGCCGCGCGAGCCAAUGGCCGCGCCCGGCCUGCCUUCCAGCGGGGCGGGGCGGGGCCGGCGGCGCGCGGGUCCUGGCCGCCGCGCCAUUGGCCGCCGCGCUCGUGUUUUUUUCCGCCUGGAGGGCCAACUGCGUUCGAAACUCCGGGCGGCGCGCGCCGUCGGCGCUGGCCGGUCGCCCGCUGGAGCCCCGCCCCCGGCCCCGCGCGGGCGGUCAGCGCGGCCGCCGGCCGGAGAGGGCCCGCCGGCGGCUGUGGGCCGCUCUUCCCGCGCGCCGGGAGUUUAAAGGGCUGCGGCCCGAGGCCUGCCUGCCGCGCGAGGUGCCAGCGGACGCCGGCGGCGCGGCUGCCCAGCUGUCGCACUCGCUGUGUCCCGGCUCCGCCCGCGCCCGCCGCCUCCACCGGGCUGGGGGCUUCAGCCCCGGCCGUCGCCUCCCCGCCUCGCUUUCCCGUCUGUGUAAAGCGGGGUCGUUAGGAAGUGGUCUCCGCCGCCCCUGUGCUGCUCGGGCGCCGAGGGGACAGGAACGCGGGCGUGCGCCCGCCCUCGCCCGGGGCCACCCCCGGCGUCCGCACCGGCGUGGAGCUCCGGGGCCGCCGGGUGCGGUCGUUCCACGCUGUGCGUCGCCCUCGCCCGGGGACCCCAGCCCGCACCGGAGGGGUGGCUGCUGGACGGCCCGGGAGCCGCAGCCUGACAGUCGCCCGCCGCGCGCCCGCGGGGCUCGGAAGCACGGCCGGCGGAGGACGCGGCGAGGUGGAGCGGCGGCCGCGCUCGCUGCAGCGACGGACGUGGCCGUGUCUGUGUUGUUCUUGGUUGUGUUGCCGCGACCUGGCCUGACUCGUGGUGGGCCUUCGAUCAGUAGUAGCUGAGUGAAUGAAUGAAUAUCCAGCAGGCCUCAGAGUACAAGAUGAAUCAUUCAGAACCAGGACACUGACUUUCUGCUUCUAAAAAUUACUCUUCAUCAACAGUAACCUGGCAACUGCACUUGCUCGCCACCACAAGAGAAUGAAAGACAUGCCAAGAAUGUGCAAGGUGGGCAGAGGGUGAUUCCAGGAGAAGCGCUGAGGUCAUGCAAGAUCUGCUUGUUUGGCUCCAUUUUAAUGCAACCAGGAUGCUGAACUAGUUGUUACAAGAAAGAGAUGGACUUCAGGAGAGAAUUGGCCAGUCUGCAAGCAGAAAUGAAAGGUAAUGUUGAAAAGCCAAACAUUUGGGGCCUCUAAGGAUUGCAAAAACUGUUUGCAGGUCCUAAACAGUAAGAGACAAGACUGAAAGAGAUUUAGGCACCAAAACUUGUACCUAAGGCAAAAGUCGGAUCAGGAGUGCAGCCUUCUCACCUGUUGUUUCAGAGGUCUUCGGUGUAGUUAAGAGAGCUAUAGGGACGAAGAAGCAGAGAAAUCGAUGAGGCGCCAGAAUUCUGCCAGAGUACAGGUAGAGGCACACUGAACUGCCUGAACGCUAACAGAUCAGAAGCCUGACAAGUGUCACAAGGAAUUCAUGAGCAAGGACUAGAAGAGAACGUGGCCAAAGGGAGUUCCUUCCAGACAGCAUAAUCAGAAUCCACUCAGUGAACUGCCCCCCACCCCAUUUCAAUGCCUGCCCUGAAAGAUUUGUCGUUGCUAUGGACCAGUGACUGCUGUGUGUCUCCAUUUUUUCUUGUCUAAGUGGGUAUUUUAUCCUGUCCGCCCUCCACCAUUAUAUAUGUGGUGCAGACAGCUUUUUGGUUUGUAGGUGGUAAGCCAUGAGGAGCCACUUUUGGCUUUGUAAGGAGGACUGUGUACCACCUGGAUGUAGCAAAUGGAUGGAUCUUUGGAGGAAUCAGGUAUGUUCUAUAUGUGAGAAGAAGGAUGUUCUUGGAGAUGCAGUGGUUUGGGGGAGGUGGAUAGCUGUCCACUACAGGUUCAUUUUCUGCAGACGUUCUUUUUCAGUGCAAGGAAUACAUUUCCUAGCCCUCUGUGUACCUAGGUGGGAUCAUGUGACAAGUUAUUGUCAAUUAAUAGGAUUAGAAGUGAUGUACUUCACUUCCAGGCCAAGGAGAUUACAAAGCAGCUGACCCGAUCUCCUCCCUCACUGCCCCAUCUUCCCGUCUCCCACUCCCAUGCUGAGGAUGCAGCAGGCUUCAGGGACCAACGUCAUCAGCAUCACCUGGAACUUGACAGAAAUGCACCCCAGCCCUGAGCUAGAGACUCAGAACUCUGGGGAUGCGACCCAUCAACCUGUGGUUCAGCAAACCCUCCAAGUGAUUCUGAGGACCAUUGCCUAUGACAGAUAAUGGAGCCCAGUCUCUAAGGAGCUUAGGUCCUUCUCUCCCCAAGGAAGAAAAUUGUCCUUGAGUCAGGAACACUUCUUUUGGGCUCUACCUGAGUGAAAAAUAAAGUUCUUUCAUGUUU